AUGCGUGUCAAGCCUUCGCCCCAACACGAGGAUCUGCUCGCGUUAUCCAAUAACGCCAUCUGGCUGACAUCGCUUAAAGGAAGAACUUCAAAAGGAGCCUACGCUACCCAACGCGUACCUGCAUUCACGCGGAAGACGUGCCGACCGAAGGCGAAGCACGGCAGGCAGCUGCGUGCAGCCACCGCGUGCAAAAGCACGAUGCCCAAACAAGUCCUAGUCGAGGGACCUAGAAGGAAGACCGGAUUCGGGUUUAGCGGAGAGCGUGGAAGCAAGCCCUUGCACGCCCGGAACUGCGGCAGCGUGACGGCAGCGUGGUGGACCGAUGGAGGCGUGUUGUGGGAAGGUCCGAUACCUUCGAACAGCGAGGACUGCGAUUGGGCCCGUGGCGCAUAUGUUGUGAGACAGACGUGGACAAGCGAAGCAUUCCUUUGCUUUGCUGAUCAUAUGGGCUGGGCAUUGACUCUAGUUACCUGCAGGGUGUACGAUGGCUCGACGUACCGCAAGUCAUCGGCCGAUGUCGCUCACGCGAGAGCUCUGUGGUAUAUAAACCGCGUACAGUGCUUUAACAGCCCUCAUCGAGCGGAGGAUUCCUACCAGUCUCUCAUUCUCUCAGCCUCACCUGUUGCCACCACGGCCCCCACGAUCUACCUUCGCACCACUUCCAAUCGCGCCACCAUCAUGGACAGAACCAUCGUCAACGCCCAGCUCUUCCUCCCCGAACCCCUCCGCCUCAACUCGUACAAUUGGGAAGUCUACAAGAUCGCGAUCCACGCGCUCUGCUACGCGAACGACCUGCAGGAGCACCUCGCGAAACACGCAUACGAGGGCCGCCUUUGCGGCGGCCCGCAGGACGAGGAGGCGCGCCGCAAGUGGGGCGACGACGACCAGUUGUGCAAGGCGCUCAUCAUCCUGAACAUCCAGCCGGAGAUGCUCGGGCGCGCGUGCGAGAUUCGCGAGGCGUAUCAUUCGAGGGAGCGCGGCGCGGCGUACCUGUGGGACCUCGUCGUGCGGUAUGAGGGCCACUACCCCGGGUGCAAGAAACGCAAGGAGUCGUGCUGA
Trametes versicolor FP-101664 SS1 is the source of this 1059-nucleotide messenger RNA. RefSeq lists its product as uncharacterized. The record is from RefSeq and is a predicted model, not a curated record. The transcript has 10 exons. Lineage: Eukaryota; Fungi; Basidiomycota; Agaricomycetes; Polyporales; Polyporaceae. The coding region runs from base 1 to 1059 and encodes 352 amino acids.